UUGGUUGGCUUUCUUCUUCGCUGUUGUCCAAAUUGCAGAAGAGGAAUCACGUCUGUUGCUCAUCUUGUCACUACUUCAGAUGUUUUGUUUUUAUUGCAAUCUGCUUCACAGAGAGACGUUGCGUGUGGAGUUGGGAGUUUGAAUGUUGCGUGCUUUUGAAAGCCAACCCCCCAUUUUUGUGGUUCAUGUGGUGAGACAUAGUUAGCGGGAUGGCCAAGGAGAGCAAGGUCGUGCGCGCGAAGCCGGAGGAGCCCGUCUUCUCCGAUGACCGAAGCAAGCGCCGCAAGUUGACUGAAAGUCGUUGCGGGCUGACGGUGAGACUCUAAGCUUCAAUUUCAGAAGCUGUUCCGAGACAGCAUAAUUGAGGACUGACAACUGUGACCUAUGCAUUUCGCAGAGGAUCACAAUUUCUGCAAUGCUGACGAAGCAAUUACGCUGCAUCUUGUUAAAACUGAAAAAGAUUAUCUUCAAGGGGGUAAUGAGGAUCUAUCGUUUCCACCGGAGUUCACGGAACAGUUUUUUGGUGAAGAAGGAAGAAUAUAUGGAUAUACUGGUCUGAAGGUUGAAGUUUUUAUACACACUGUCUCCUUCUAUACUCAUUAUCACCUUACCUUCGAUUCGAUAGCUAAGGAUGGUGGAGCUAGAAAUCCUAAGACAAAUCUUCGUGCAAAACUGAAGGAGAUUUUUGGUGAGUCACUGAUUGACAAUCGGGAUGCGUUCAUCGAAAAGAUAAAGCAGUCUACUGAUUCCUUUGUGCAAGUAAUCAAAGAGGAGGGAACUGCUGUGGAUUCCUGGAGGGCACCUACAGGGAGAAAUCCAUCCGAUGUCUCAAGGAUGGCAAAUGGAAAAUUACGACAGGUUGUGCGAUUAGAGCUUACGGACCCCCGAGUUAGGAAGUGGUACACUUGUCUGACGCCUCUGAUACAUCUAUUUGUUGAGGGUGGUCAGCCCAUUGAAAGUGAUGAUCCUAGGUGGGAAAUGUAUGUGACACUUGAAGGAGAAGGCCCAGAUAUUAUAGUUACUGGGUUUUGCACGGUCUAUCGCUUUUUCCGGUACCCUGACAGCACGAGGUUGAGGAUUGCACAGAUUCUGGUACUACCCCCUUAUCAAGGACAAGGAUAUGGACAUCGGUUGCUGGAGACUAUCAACAGAAUAGCAGUGGAGCGCGACUGCUAUGAUAUAACCUUCGAGGAUCCUUCAGAUAGCUUGCAAGAGCUGCGCGACUGCAUGGAUGUGCAGCGGCUUCUGCAGUUUCCUCCUGCUGUCUCGGCGCUCUCCUUGUCUAUAGCAAGAUUGCGUAGGAUGGCUGGAGGUGGGGGCGAGACUGCAACGACGUCAGGACUGGACCCGAAAUCGAAUACCUUCACCAAGGGUAAGAAAAGAAACUCAGAUGUUGAUACCGAUGACAACAUCUUGGUACCUCCUGCAUCGGUUGUAGAGGAAGCCAGGAAGGCUUUCAAAAUCACCAAGGUACAAGUGAAAAGGUGCUGGGAGUCUCUACUAUUCCUGCAGUUGGCAUCAUCAGAGACGGGUGUAGUAGAAUCGUUCAGAGAGCUCCUCAUAAAGCGUCUCCACGCUGGUAUAUUUUCCAACAAAGAUGAGGCAGUAGGACAUGGGAAGCACAUCAUUGACACGAAGAAUGACUACAACAUCAAUAAAACUUUCAUGAUGAUGCGUACUCCACAAAAGGAGACGAACGGCCACGACUCCAAAAAGAUAGGUGAUGUUCUGGAUGCCAGUGAUGAAGAGAAAAAAUUACAAGCCCUUCAAGAGCUUUUAGAGGAACGAGAAAAUGAGCUGCAAGCUGUGGCCAACAAGGUAUCUGCGAGGUGUAAAAAACUUGGCAUCGCAGUGAAGGUCAAGGAUUUAGUUAACCAAGCAUGAGGUAGUAUGUAGUGCUAUAGACCUGUCCUCAAUAGAUUCUCUUAGAUAAUUAUACAUCACAAGUGUGUCAUUUUCCUGCCGCAAGCAUCUGAUCUGUUAUUGCUAACAACCCAGAGGCACAUUAAUCUCUAGUUUCUUUCCCCAGGCUGUCAUAGAACUUAAUUUUCAAUGCAGGCAUCUAGUCACAAGCUACGUGGGGUUCGACGUAUGAAUACAGGCUCUUAGUAUUGGCGGAAUUUUAUGGACUGUAGCAGAGCACGAACAUGUUCUCCAGGCUGAAAGCAUGUAAUGGACUAUCUUGUAACUUAUUCCAGAAGGGAUCAGGUUUUGGUGCUUAAUGUGAGCCUUGAUAUUUUAGAAUUUUAGAUGGAA
Molecule: messenger RNA, 2256 nt
Organism: Physcomitrium patens
Lineage: Eukaryota; Viridiplantae; Streptophyta; Bryopsida; Funariales; Funariaceae
Product: histone acetyltransferase type B catalytic subunit
Biological process (GO): subtelomeric heterochromatin formation
Cellular component (GO): nucleus
Molecular function (GO): histone acetyltransferase activity
Source: RefSeq, a predicted model, not a curated record